AGUAAACAUAAUACAAACUAUACUAUACCAUACCAUACUCUAUCAUAUGAAACAUGGCAAACCACUAUCCAAACAGGUUGUAACGAGAAAUCAUUAGUAACGACUCCGUUGGCCAUUGCCUUUUAGUUCUUUGUAGGUGUCAACAUUUAACCUACUUGUAUCAGCGUCAUUUUGCAAAAGUGAUAUUUCCAAUGGCACUGAUGAAUAGGACGAUGACAAUCUUGCUAUCUCUAAUAUCACUUCUUGCUUUAUGCUCUAUACUUCCCUCCUCUCUCGCGUUCGCGUCGGGGAGCAGUGAUGGUUAUACUAUAAAUGGUCGAGUCAAAAUUCCUGGUUUUAGCUUAGAAGGAUCUGGUUUGGAAGCUAAAGCAUCGGAUGUUAAAGUCAUACUCAAUAGCGGCCAACAAGUUACUUUCCUGAGACCUGAUGGAUAUUUCUCUUUCCACAAUGUGCCAGCAGGGACACAUCUCAUAGAAGUAUCUACAAUUGGUUACUUCUUUUCUCCAGUUCGAGUUGAUGUCAGUGCCAGAAAUCCUGGUAAGGUUCAAGCUGCAUUAACUGAAAAUAGGAGAAGCCUGAGUGAGCUGGCUUUGGAGCCAUUGCGGGAUGAGCAAUAUUAUGAGAUGAGGGAACCCUUCUCCGUUAUGUCUCUGGUGAAGAGCCCAAUGGGUCUGAUGGUUGGAUUCAUGCUGGUUGUGAUGUUUUUGAUGCCAAAAUUGAUUGAGAAUAUGGAUCCUGAGGAAAUUAGGAAAGCACAAGAGGAAAUGAGAAGCCAAGGAGUUCCCAGUCUUUCAAGCUUGUUACCUGGGGCCCAAAGGAGCAACUAGUGAUUGUAUGAAUGAUGUAAAACUUUAGUUUUGAUGAUUCAUCUCAGGCUGUCGCAAGUUUCAGAUGAUCACCAGCUGUUCAGUUGUUAUUCCUAAAGAUCCUUUAUUUCCUUCUGUUAAAACAUCGUUAUCAGGUUUUGAUGUGGAUUUGUUUUUUUAAAGCCUGUUUUAGUGUAGAUUAUAAAAGUUGAGUACCUAGUAGGUUAUGGGGUCGUUAGAACAGCUUUUGAUUAAGUACCAUGUAACCCGGUGCUGGUUUAAUCUUAUUGUUGAAGUAUUAGUAUCUCUA
Messenger RNA from Capsicum annuum, 1116 nucleotides. RefSeq names its product ER membrane protein complex subunit 7 homolog. Gene Ontology annotation, molecular function: carbohydrate binding. NCBI's taxonomy places the organism in Eukaryota, Viridiplantae, Streptophyta, Magnoliopsida, Solanales, Solanaceae. The record is from RefSeq and is a predicted model, not a curated record. The transcript is spliced from 7 exons. The coding region runs from base 192 to 827 and encodes 211 amino acids. Gene Ontology annotation, cellular component: EMC complex.